This is a messenger RNA of Drosophila montana, 1160 nucleotides long. It is a transcript of the gene Pmm2, whose product is annotated as phosphomannomutase. The record is from RefSeq and is a predicted model, not a curated record. The transcript is spliced from 2 exons. The coding region runs from base 301 to 1065 and encodes 254 amino acids. Gene Ontology annotation, cellular component: cytosol. Gene Ontology annotation, biological process: GDP-mannose biosynthetic process; protein N-linked glycosylation; mannose metabolic process. Gene Ontology annotation, molecular function: phosphomannomutase activity. Lineage: Eukaryota; Metazoa; Arthropoda; Insecta; Diptera; Drosophilidae.
GAUUUGUAUUAAAUUACCUUAUACUUUCAUGCAUAUGUUAAUUAAUCCAUACGUGCUGGGCAUGCAAUAAACACGAACAGCUGUUGCUAAACGCGGAGCAUAUUUUACAUACUCAUUUGUUAUUUGGCCACAAUGAAAGGGAACACACGAAGCGUUGACAUUAUUGCCGGCAAUUAAUUGUUAUCAGUUCCAGCAAACAGCUGAUUCCAGCGAACUUUUCACGCACAUACAUACGUGGUCAAAUUUGUGCGACACAAGUGACUUUUCCUCUGUGUUUGAUAACAGUCACAGGUUUUUAGAAUGUCGACAGCCACUAAAAAACGGGAGGAUAUUUUGCUUCUCUUCGAUGUGGAUGGAACUUUGACAUUACCACGUUCGGUGGUGCAGCCGGAAUUCGAGGAGUUCUUUUACACAAAGGUGAAGCCAAGGGCGACAAUUGGAAUCGUCGGUGGAUCUGAUCUGGAGAAAAUGUUCGAGCAGCUAAAUGGCAAGAAGAUACUAAAGGAAUUCGACUUUAUAUUCCCUGAAAAUGGCCUGGUACAAAUAGAAGGUGGCAAUGAAGUGGGCAAACAAAAUAUUAUACAGCAUUUGGGAGAAUCAACUUUACAGAGAUUUAUCAACUAUGUGCUUCGGUAUUUAUCUGAACUGGAACUGCCCAUCAAACGAGGAACGUUUAUUGAGUUCCGAAAUGGAAUGCUGAACGUCUGCCCGAUCGGUCGUCAAUGCACCCGGGAGGAGCGUAACAUGUUUGCGGCCUACGAUGACGAACACCAAAUUAGAAAGAAAAUGAUUUCAAAGCUUAAAGAAGAGUUCGCAGACAUCGAUCUUACUUACAGUAUUGGUGGUCAAAUAAGCUUCGAUGUGUUCCCGCACGGUUGGGACAAAACCUUCUGUCUGCGCCAUAUCGAAGCCCACCAUAAAUUCAAAGAGAUCCAUUUCUUUGGCGACAAAACAGAACCAGGUGGUAAUGAUUACGAGAUCUAUACGGAUCCUCGCCUUCAAGGACAUAAGGUCAAUACACCAAACGAUACCAUGCGAAUACUAAGCGAGCUGCUAAACAUUUGAUGACUAAUGCAUUUAUUUAAUUCCAAAUCAAAACAUUUCAUUUUAUGAUGUAUAUUCUGUAAAAAAUUAAUCAAUAUAUAUGUUUCAAUAUGCAA